Messenger RNA from Stegodyphus dumicola, 2881 nucleotides. RefSeq names its product hapless 2. The record is from RefSeq and is a predicted model, not a curated record. NCBI's taxonomy places the organism in Eukaryota, Metazoa, Arthropoda, Arachnida, Araneae, Eresidae.
AAAACAACCGCUACUGAAUUUAAUAAAUUUAAAUCUAAAAUGUAUGUAAAAUUUAACUGCAUUUACCUCUUAAUUCUUCUUACUUUCACCUGGUAUGUCAGUUCAAAACUCGAUAUUAAAGGAGAAUUACUGGAAUGUGAAAAAACGCCAAAAGGAGAUUUUUCUAAGUACCAAACACUGCCAUAUCAUACUAUCGAAAACUGCACUCGUAAGAUACGACUAACGGUUAACAUUACAAAUUCUGGAAAGACAUCUAUAGUCUUACAACAUGUUUUCAUUGGUGAUAUCUCUAAUAAAACAAGUGGAAUCAAAUUACGGCUUCUCAAUCCUGUGGUUUUGCAGUUGCGCCAAAAUCAAGUCAUUCUAGCUUAUCCAUUUAAAUAUCUUAGUGGUGUUAAUGGUAAAGUUCAAGAAAUAGUUGUCAAUUAUCAAAAUCGUAAAAAUUUUACUGGUUGCGAUGAUACUAGUUCCAUUAACCCAACCUGUGGCAUUAAACAUGAGGGAGGAAAUCCUGUACCAUAUAGUGAGGGAUUCUGUUGCUUCUGUCCCAGGCUACCUGUGAAUCAAAAGCAAACAAGAGGUGGGCAAGACUGUUCUCUUGAUGUGGGUAAUCCAGAUGAUAAAGAAAAACAAAUGUUUAAAGCUAGUGCUCAUUGUUUACAUUUUUCAGAUGUUUGGUUUUCUGUGAGUUCCGUAAGUGAGCCAGUUAUUAUGCAUGAGCUAUUUCUACAAGUUUUUAACCAAAAGUACUUGACCAAUGGUUCUGCUGUGUGGCUGGCUCUGACACAUGAGGAAGCUUUUGAACUUGGGCCCAAAAAUACAUAUCAGUAUGAUGAGAAUAAAACAAUCGUUGCAACAUUUUAUACAGCCAGCCCUAAAAAUAAAUCUAAAACAAUACCUGAUGAUAGAUGGUUGCUGAUACCUCAACCAAUGCCAAGUGUUGAAAUUGAUAACUUGCCUCCUAUUAUGAAGAAUGGUGCUACUGAUUUUCUUCUGUUACCUAAAAACCUGAUAAAUCCUAGUGGACUUGAGUGUGAUGUGGCAGGUGUUUCUUUUGAAGCAUUUUGGAAGCAGAAAGAUCGAUGUAAUGCCAUUAAAGGAACAUGUCUAAAAAAUCAGCCUUUGGACUUUUGGGAAGCAGAUAAGGGUCAAAACAAAACUCAAGCAAAAAGGAAAUAUUUAUUAGAAGCUUAUGGUACACCAUAUAAAGACCCUAUUGUAAUAGAUCAAGACACAAAAGAGCAUUGGCUUGCACUCGAAUAUUAUGAACCGCAUACUACUGUUAUGACAGUUGAAUUUAAUGCUGAUGAUAUAGUUAUAUUAACUCCUGGGCAACAAGCUGAGAUACUGAAAGUGGUCUCAACAAGCUUGCAGAAAAGGAUUGUAAUUUAUGUUAGUGUUCAUAACACAGGCCUUUCACCUGCUAAAUUUUCAGUCCGAGCUGUUAAGUGUGGGUUUCAAGUACCUGACUCUAACAACUUGACACUUCUUGUACCACCUCAGCUCACUGAAGAAUUUGUGCUGUCUACAAAUCCUGGCUCUAUUCAGUUGAAUGAAAAAUUUACAUGCUCAGUUCAAGUUAACAAUGCCUUAUAUGGUGUGGUUGCAAAACGUGAUGUAGCAAUAAAGCCAUUUGACAGAUGUAUUUGCAAUAUGCAUUGUGAAUGUGUAUGCUUAGGAGAGAGUUUAAAAUGUGUGCCACUUUCAGAAGAAGAUUACCAUGCUGCAGGAUUUCAGGGUUCACUACCAGUAUUAACUGCAAAGCCACCAUAUAAAACAUGGUUUGCACAACAUCCAGUUUUGGCAUUUUUUUCUAUAUUCCUCAUUCUCAUUGUUUUAGGUUUCAUUAAAGCAGCUUUAGGUGCUCUUGGGUUUACUGCAAUAGCAACUUUGGGAUUGAAAUCUUGUGUUUAUCAACCAAAGACGCUUGAAAAGUAUUCUGAACCUGAAUUAAAAGAUCUUGAUGUUUUGUAUGAUACCGAACAUUAUCCUAUUCAUCCUGAUACGAUGGAACGUGUAAGGUGGAUUAGAGACCAAACACUUUUUGUUUUGAAUGUUUUCUUUUUCUUUGUUUGGCCCUUUCUUGUAAUCAGGGAAUGUAUUCGGAAAGCUAAAAUGGCACGGAAACAGAAGAAAGGAUUAGUAGAUGACAUUUCUUCUUUUGGCAAAGAUGAAGUGCAUGGUUCUGAUAUUAAAUUAACAACUGAAAGUGAUACCGAUUCUGGUUCACCUUCUGAUGAUUUGAACUUGAGACCUCAAACUGAUAAACUGCCAUUAGAUCUCUCUGAAAUAGAAAAAGCAACUGAUUCUUCUAAUAAGAUAUCAGAAAAACCUGAUGUGCCUAGUCUUGCAAAAAGUAUGGAAUUUGAUUCUUCUAGCAUUAAAAAGUCUUCAGAACAUGCUAAUGCAAAACUGGCAGAGUCUGUGAAGGCAGAUGCAGAUAAGAAGCCAUCAGAACUUGCUGGAGUAAAAUCAGCAGUACCUACUAACACAAAACCAGAUCAAGAUAUUAUUCAAGGGUCAUCUCUGUCUACUAGGGAACCUGAUGCUGAUGAAACUCAUGCAACUGAAAAGGAAGAAUUGGGUCAGCCACGUGAACAAAGGAUCAAGUCUAUAACUAGUGAUAGUGCUUUAGAAACAAAAAUUGAUACUAGACCUAUUCUUGAUCCUAUUAAUAAACCCUAUGCUAGAUGGCAAAAAGGGGCUACUAGGAUUACUGCUUUUAGGAAAUAAUUCACUAGGCUCAUUCAUGUGCAUAGUAUGAGAGAGCAAAAUUUCUGCUCUUCUGUUAAUGGAAAAUAGACAAUGUUUUGUUUGUCAUAUCUUCAGAAAUGCUGUGUAAAUUUUCCUUUUGAAUAAACAAUUAAAAUUCUUAAAAUAA